Odobenus rosmarus divergens (Pacific walrus) is the source of this 735-nucleotide messenger RNA. RefSeq names its product methyltransferase like 7A (gene TMT1A). NCBI's taxonomy places the organism in Eukaryota, Metazoa, Chordata, Mammalia, Carnivora, Odobenidae. Gene Ontology annotation, molecular function: S-adenosylmethionine-dependent methyltransferase activity. Bases 1 to 735 code for a protein of 244 amino acids. The transcript has 2 exons. The record is from RefSeq and is a predicted model, not a curated record.
AUGGCGCUUACCAUUUUUAUCCUCAGGCUAUUCGUCUGCAUCUUGGCAUUUCCCGUGUUCCUGCUUAACACUCUAGGCUUGUGGAACCAGAUAUGCAAAAAAUGGUUCCCCUACUUCAUGCUGAGGUUCACCGUGAGGUACAACGAGCAGAUGGCAAGCAAGAAGCGGGAGCUCUUCAGCAACCUGCAGGACUUCGUGGGCCCCUCCGGGAAACUCUCCCUGCUGGAGAUAGGCUGCGGCACCGGGGCCAACUUCAAGUUCUACCCGCCCGGAUGCAGCGUGACUUGUAGUGACCCCAACCCCAACUUUGAGAAGUUCUUGAUCAAGAGCAUGGCGGAAAACCGACACCUGCAGUUCGAGCGCUUCUUGCUGGCUUCAGGGGAGAACUUGCCGCAGGUGGCCGAUGGCUCCAUGGACGUGGUGGUCUGCACCCUGGUGCUGUGCUCCGUGGGGAGCCAGGAGCAGAUCCUCCAGGAGGUGCACAGAGUGCUGAGGCCGGGAGGGGCUUUCUUCUUCCUGGAGCAUGUAGCAGCGGAGAGCUCAACUUGGAUUUACUUCUGGCAACAAAUCCUGCAUCCUUUCUGGUACCUGCUGUUUGACGGGUGCCACCUGACCAGAGAGAGCUGGAAGGCACUGGAGGCGGCACCCUUCUCCAAGCUCAAGCUGCAGCACUUCCAGGCGCCGCUGUCCUGGAAGCUGGUGUGCCCCCACAUCUGUGGUUACACUAUGAAGUGA